AUGUUCGAUGAAGCGAAGUUUGUUCUUUUUGGGGAUUCAAUUACUCAAUUUGCCAAUGAAAAUUUCAAUGCCGGGCAUCCUAAUACCCAUUUUUUCUUUCAAUCUAGUCUUCAAAAAGACUAUGUUCGUAAAUUAGAUAUAAUCAAUAGAGGAUUCAGUGGAUACAAUUCUAAUCAUGCCAGGGUGAUUCUCCCACGCAUUCUCGAAUCUGAUCCCAAUAUUAAACUAAUGACGGUAUUUUUUGGUACUAAUGAUGCCGUGCAAACAAUCCAAUAUGUACCUUUGGACAAGUACGCUGAAAAUGUAUCUUUUAUGAUUGACGAGAUCAAGAAAAAGAAUAUAAAACCAAUCUUGAUUGGUCCUGGAUUACAUCAAAGCUUUUCAUUCGUAGCUGAAAAACUAAACUUAAGUGAAGUACCAGAAGAUAAUGGUAAUAAUAUUACAAAUAAAGAAUAUUCUGAACUGGCCAAAAUGGUAGCAGAAAAGCAUGGCAUUCCAUUCAUUGAUUUAUGGCAAGGACUCAGAAUUGCUGGCGGCUGGUCCGAAGAUCAGUUGUUGAAACAAGAUAUCGAUCUCGGUGAGUUUUUACUUGACAAUGUUCACUUGAACUGUAAUGGCUAUAAAGUUUUGUACGAUUUAUUAAUGGAUUCGAUCAGAAAAAAUUAUCCCGAGUAUUCACCAGAAGAAAUGGACUUCAAAUGUCAAUACUGGAGAUCCAUUGACCCAAAUAAUAUCGAAGGAACGAUUUUCCAAUCUUACCAUACUCCACCUUAA
Messenger RNA from Hyphopichia burtonii NRRL Y-1933, 774 nucleotides. It is a transcript of the gene IAH1, whose product is annotated as isoamyl acetate-hydrolyzing esterase. Bases 1 to 774 code for a protein of 257 amino acids. Lineage: Eukaryota; Fungi; Ascomycota; Pichiomycetes; Serinales; Debaryomycetaceae. The transcript has a single exon. The record is from RefSeq and is a predicted model, not a curated record.